CCAAUUGUUGACUGGUUGAUAGCCAUCACGCCACAUCUGAUAGUGAUGAAGAGGAAUUUGAAUAUAGGAACAACAAUCAACAGCAGGGAUAGCCAUAUUCUGCCUGAAUCAGGGUGUACCUCGGAGUUCAAAUUUGCAAACAAUUCUUAACUGCAGGGCAGCCAGACUCAGUCAGAUAUCGGGUGAAAAGGACUAUAGGAACUACAAACUGCAAGAUAGCCGAACCUCUCCGGAUUAGAGAACUAGGAAAAAUCCUCCCAAAAGAGUGAGUUCACAAACACCUGAGCAAAAAUUAUGGAAAUGGAUCGUUAUAUCUUCCUUGGAUUGUUUACGAUCACAAACGUUAUUUUGAUUGCAUCUGCAGAUUGUCCCACUGCUCUUUGCAAGUGUAUAGAAGGUGCAUACAUAUGUGAUGUCAAGAACGAUGGGAUCACGGUCGCAGAUCUCACUACAAUAAUCGCCAAUGCAAACACAGAUGGCGCUACUGAGCUCAAAAUUACAAAAUACCUCGGAACAACUUUGACGUCUGAGAUGUUCAAGAGCACUCCAAAGCUCACGAAACUGACAGUUAAAGACUCUCCGGCUGUCACAACAAUAGAUGCUGAUGCAUUCAAGGGAUUGCUAGCUCUAACAGAAUUACACAUCAUGGGAACAUCUGUGACAACCCUCCCUGAAACUGUGUUUACGCCGCUCGCCACAUCUUUAACUGACCUUAUGCUUAUGGAGAAUGCUAAGCUGGCAUCUAUCCAAGUUAAUAUCUUCAAGGGACUUACGAAACUGAAAACAUUGGAUCUGACUCAGAAUCCCAUGACAUCAUUAGACGCAUUGAUUUUCACGGGACUAAUAGCAGUCGUUGACCUGACUAUCUCCAAAACGUCUAUCACAACUCUACCAGAAACAAUAUUUGCACCUCUCAGAGCCACUCUUGGUCAACUGCUGAUGGCAGACAAUAGCAAACUUGCAACACUCCCCGAUAACAUCUUCAAGGGCCUCACUCAACUGACAGUUUUGGAUCUACAGAUGAAUGCAUUAAAAUCAUUCAGUCCUAGUUUGUUCAACGAUGUAAGAACGGCCUCCAUAGACACCAGUGGUAACCCGGUCGACUGCUCAUGUGGUAACAUCCUAGGCCUCAUCGACUUUGUGGCAUCAAACAACAAGCUGACUGUCAUGUGUACAACCCCAGCCAACAUGAAGGACAAAGAACUGAAAUCGGUAACGAAGGCGGAUGUAUGUCCAUGCCCUACUGCACUGUGCACGUGUGAGUCAACACAGUACACUUGCAACAAAAAAGUGGCCGGAAUAACUGAGGAGGAGCUGACGACCGCAAUACUGCCAAACUUGUUAAACACUGUGACCACGAUGACAAUUACAACAUAUCUAGGAACAACUCUGAAGGCUGGGGUAUUCAAUGCUUCAACGACAAAAAUUAAAUUUCUUGCCAUUGAAAAUUCACCUGCUUUGACCGCCUUAGAUGUGAAUGCAUUUUCUGGAAUGACUGCACUUGCCAGUCUGUCAAUCUCCGGAACUUCGGUGACGACUUUGCCUGAUCUUGUAUUUGACAUCGUCAAACCAACUCUGGAGGAUCUGGUAGUUAAAGGAAAUAAGGAACUUGCAACACUUCCUAACACAGUGUUCAUGGGACUCACAAAAUUGACAACUUUGGAUUUAUCCAACAAUGCGAUCAACUCAUUCUCAGCUAGUUUGUUCGAUUCCAUUAAAACGGCCAAGAUAUCAGUCGCAGGUAAUCCUGUUGACUGCUCCUGUAACGAUGACACCGCUGGCCUCAUCCCAUGGAUAAAAGCCAACCCAAAUGCCAUCACCACAGCCCUGGCUUGUGACAGCCCAGCACUGCUAAAAGACAAAGACUUGAAAGAGCAGACAAUUGAGGCUAUCUGUCCGUGCCCGUCGACACUCUGCACUUGCACCGGCGCCAACUUCACGUGUGACAAAGUGGCAGAUGGGAUUACAGAGGAGGAUCUUACGUCGAAAAUACUACCACAGUUGAUGAAUUUUGGUGGCAAACUGAAAAUUACAACAUUCCUCGGUGAAUCUUUCAAAGAAGAUGUAUUCAAGUCAGCUCCAAAGAUCACGAGACUGUCAAUUGAUGACAGUGCUGCACUUACGACAAUUGAUGAGAAUGCUUUCAAGGGAUUGACCGCCCUGGUAGUCAUACGCAUCACUGGAACCUCCAUCAAAUCUUUACCAGAACUCAUCUUUUCACCAAUAAAAGGUACCCUGAUGGAGCUGUACAUCCAGAAGAACAAGAAACUCACAAACCUUCCAGAGAAAGCAUUCACAGGACUUGCCAAACUGACGAAACUUGAUUUGACCGAUAAUGCAAUUGAAUCCUUCACUGCUAGAAUGUUCGAUGACGUAAAACAAGCGACGAUCAACACUGCCGGAAAUCCGGUAGAUUGUUCCUGCAACGAUAACAUCACAGGCCUCAUCAAAUGGAUGACGGAUAACCCCGACCACAAACUUGCUAUCAACUGUACUAUGCCUGAUGCCAUGAAAGGCAAAGACUUGAAAUCUCUUACCAAAGUUGAUAUAUGUGCAUCCGAUCCCAAUCCCACUCCCCAUUCACCAGCAGGUGGUGUUGGCAUCCCCAACUGGGCCCUUGGGAUUCUCAUAGCAGCCAUUAUAGCCAUUGUGAUCAUCGUGGUUGCAUCAAUCCUCAUGACAGUCAGGAGACAGCAUUAUGAAAAAUUGACGAGUAGCAAUGAGGGUGCGGGUGAGAUGCCCCUAGGUGCACAGUAGUAUCGAGGGUACGGGUCGAAUAUACCUAGAUGCACAGUAGUAUCAAGGGAACGGGUGGGAUGCCCCUAGGUGCACAGUAGUAUUUAGUGUAUGGGUGGGGUCCCCCUAGGUGCACAGUAGAUUUUGGGGUACAGGCGGAAUGCCCCUAGGUGCACAGUAGUCUUCAGGGUACAGGCGGGAUGCCCCUAGGUGCAAAGUAGUAUCUAGUGUAUGGGUGCGAUGCCUCUGGGUGCACAGUAGUAGUUAGUGUAUGGGUGGGGUGCCCCUAGGUGCACAGUAGUCUUUAGGGUACAGGCAGAAUGCCCCUAGGUGCACAGUAGUCUUCAGGGAACAGGCGGGAUGCCCCCAGGUGCACAGUGGUAUUGAGGGUACGGUUGGUGUGCCCUGAGGUGCAGAGUAGUAUUGUGGGUACUGGCAGGAUAUCCCUAGGUGCACAGUAGUCUUUAGGGUACAGGCGAGAUGCCCCUGGGUGUAAAGUAGUAAUGAGGGGUAUGAUGGGGAUGUCUCCAGGUGCGCAGUGAAAUAACAUUGUCUGCUCAGCAACAAACCACUAAAGAACACUCUAGUCAUGCCAAAAACUUUGCUCAUAUGAUUAUCACCCAAAGGAGAAUAGAACUUGACAAUAGAGAACUUUUCUUGAUUCAAGAACUUUGGAUGCACCUUUCUUGAAUCAAGAACUCGGGAUGUUCCUUUGUUGAUUCAAGGACUUACAAUGUAGGAUGCACUUUUCUUGAAUAAAGGACUGAGGAUGUUCCUUUCUUGAAUCAAGGACUUAGGAUGCACCUUUCUUGAAUCAACGACUUAGGAUGUUCCUUUGUUGAUUCAAGGACUUACAAUGUAGGAUGCACCUUUUUUGAAUAAAAAACUACGGAUGUUCCUUUCUUGAAUCAAGGACUUAGGAUGCACCUUUCUUGAUUCACAGACAUAGGAUACAACAAAUAUGUGGUUGAUUUGACAGAGACAUAUUUUGAUUGAUAGACUUGGAAUUUUACAACAUAAACAUUUUUCGUGCUUUGGGGACUUAGAGGAUAAUAUCAUUUAAGGGAUAAGACGGUUAUGCAUACAUAGAACAUCAGAGGAUACUCAUCAAUCUUAAAGGACUUAUUUAGCUGGUACAAUACAUUGUGGUAAGGAAUUAUCAGAUAUAUCAUGCACAGACUUAGAAGAUAUACAUUACGUCAUGGUUAAGGACUUAGAUUGAAUACAUUAUGAAAAGACUUAGAAACCCCUGGUAUGCUUCAUGAAUUGAUUUAGAAGACAUUGAUCAUGAAAGGAAUAAUGACUGAAAAGACUUAGAGAAUGGGUCCAAGGACUUACAGGACAUACACCAGGCAACACGAUCCAAGAUCUAAGCAUGUUUACUGUUAUAAGCCAAUAAAAAAUGUUUAUUAUAU
This is a messenger RNA of Lineus longissimus, 4151 nucleotides long. Its product is annotated as slit homolog 2 protein-like. Lineage: Eukaryota; Metazoa; Nemertea; Pilidiophora; Heteronemertea; Lineidae. The transcript has a single exon. The record is from RefSeq and is a predicted model, not a curated record. Gene Ontology annotation, cellular component: extracellular matrix. Gene Ontology annotation, molecular function: protein binding. Bases 295 to 2757 code for a protein of 820 amino acids.